CGUGAGGAAUGAUGUGGUUAAUUACUAUGCGUUGUCCUUCAAUCUCUUAAUACCCAGCGAGACCAACAAUCUUCACUUCAGCUGGCAUGCUAAAUCCAAGGUUGAGUAUAAACUGGGAUUUCAGGUAGAUAAUCCUAUGGCUAUGGCUAUGCCCCAGGCCAACAUUUCUCUACAAGGAGAAGUUCCUCGCACCCUUUCAGUGUUUCGUGUCGAACUCUCCUGCACUGGCAGAUUUGACUCUGAGGUCACAAUACUAAUGCAGCUCAACUUGACAAUAAAUUCAUCAAAAAACAUCACAGUUUUAAAUUUCAAACGAAGGAAAAUGUGCUACAGAAAGCUUGAACCAGAAAUAAAAUCUCCAAUGUCUGAUAAAAACAGCAGCAAGGCUAUCUUUGAUCCUGUAAAUGCAGCUCCCACCACUUCAACCCGUGUGUUUUAUAUCAGUGUAGGCGUGUGCUGUGCUGUUAUAUUCCUGGUGGCAAUAAUAUUAGCUGUCUUGCACCUCCACAGCAUGAAAAGGAUAGAGUUGGAUGACAGCAUUAGUGACAGCAGUAGCUCACAAGGCUUAUCCCAACCUUCCACACAGACAACACAGUACUUACGAGCUGACACGCCAAACAAUGCAACGCCAGUAACCAGCUCCUCAGGUUAUCCUACAUUACGGAUAGAGAAGAAUGAUCUUAAAAGUGUCACUCUAAUGGAAGCAAGAGCUAAGGUGAAGGACAUAGCCAUCUCCAGGGAGAGGAUAACUCUAAAAGAUGUGCUCCAAGAAGGCACAUUUGGGCGCAUUUUCCAUGGGAUUCUAAUAGAAGAAAAAGACCCCAGUAAAGAGAAACAAGUUUUUGUCAAAACUGUUAAAGAUCAAGCCUCAGAGGUACAGGUGACAAUGAUGCUGACUGAAAGCUGUAAACUCAGAGGACUUCAUCACAGGAAUCUGCUACCUAUCACUCAUGUCUGUAUAGAAGAGGGAGAGAAACCAAUGGUGCUGCUGCCAUACAUGAACUGGGGGAACCUUAAACUAUUCUUGCGACAGUGCAAGCUGGUAGAGGCCAACAAUCCUCAGGCAAUUUCCCAGCAGGAUCUUGUACAUAUGGCUAUUCAGAUUGCCUGUGGAAUGAGUUAUUUGGCCAGACGGGAGGUCAUUCACAAAGACCUGGCUGCUAGAAACUGUGUCAUUGACGACGCACUUCAGGUUAAGAUUACAGACAAUGCGCUAUCUCGAGACCUAUUUCCUAUGGACUACCAUUGCCUGGGAGAUAAUGAAAACAGACCAGUUCGAUGGAUGGCUCUUGAAAGCCUGGUUAACAAUGAAUUUUCCAGUGCUAGUGAUGUGUGGGCCUUUGGAGUAACACUGUGGGAGCUGAUGACUUUAGGACAGACUCCGUAUGUUGAUAUUGACCCCUUUGAGAUGGCUGCUUAUUUAAAGGAUGGCUAUCGAAUAGCUCAGCCAAUCAACUGCCCUGAUGAACUGUUUGCUGUGAUGGCUUGCUGUUGGGCCCUAGAUCCUGAAGAAAGACCCAAGUUUCAGCAGCUGGUGCAAUGUCUAACUGAAUUUCAUGCAGCGUUGGGAGCCUACGUCUGAAACUGCAGAAGAAGAUUGAAUUCACUGAUUGGGAGAAGGCAUGGCAUACAUCUGCAGCUCCAUGCAUCACUUGGACUCACACACGUGAUGUGUAUAAAGCAACACCAAAGGGAGAAAGCACUUCUUCCAAAACACUGUGCCUUAGAAUGCUUUAGUAGUCUGAAAUUUUUUGUAAGACCUCUUGAUGUUGAAUAUUUUCUAGAUAUCACUUUUGCUAAGUUAAAUUGAGACCUUUUUAUUUGCCAUCAGGAUUUUUAAAGUGUAGUGAUAGUGAACUUAAACAUGAGAUUUGGAUGGACUUUGCACUCUUACAACAGACGUGAUUUUUUUGAAGGGUAUAUGGAACUGGUAGAAAAGUGAGGAUAGGGGAAACUAAUGCA
Aptenodytes forsteri (emperor penguin) is the source of this 1962-nucleotide messenger RNA. RefSeq names its product receptor-like tyrosine kinase (gene RYK). The record is from RefSeq and is a predicted model, not a curated record. NCBI's taxonomy places the organism in Eukaryota, Metazoa, Chordata, Aves, Sphenisciformes, Spheniscidae. Gene Ontology annotation, biological process: axonogenesis; protein phosphorylation; positive regulation of kinase activity. Bases 137 to 1582 code for a protein of 481 amino acids. Gene Ontology annotation, cellular component: signaling receptor complex. Gene Ontology annotation, molecular function: ATP binding; protein kinase activity. The transcript has 15 exons.